GCCACCACCGACGCUGGAGACACACGUGUAGCACAGUGUCAACAUGGGGAAGAGGAGCCAGAACAAGCAACUUUUCACUAGUUUAUCCAAGAAACAGAAGAAGCACUUGAAGGAGUUUGGAGAGGAGCAUCCGUUCCAUGAUGCCAUCAACGAAAAACCUGAACGAACUGAAGUAGUGGAACUGCCAGCCAGCCCUUUGGGAUCUGAUGCGGAGCCCGAUGAGCUAGAAGAGGAGGAGGAGGAACCAGAGCAGAAAACAGCCUACCAGAAACUUCUGUCAACUCUCAGCCAACAAGAAGAUAAUGACCAGAGUGAAGAGGAUGACAGUUCUGAUCAGGAGGAGGUGGAAGAAGAGCUUAUUGGUGAAGAGGACAGUGAUGGAGUUGGAGACGAGAGCGAGGAUGGUGGUGAAGAAGAGGGAGAGGAAGAAGUCGCAGAUGCAGAUGAGGUUCUGACAGAAGCGGUUGACGGGGAGGAGAAGGAUCAAGGAGACAAAGAAUUUGUAGAUAAUGAGCAUGAGUCCCAGUUCUGUCUGGAGAACAACUUCAUCGGUGAAGAAGGACAAGAACAAACGGCAGAGCAGGAAGACAGCAAGGAGGAGAAAGACAUGUUUUCACAGCAUUUACACACAGAGCUCAGUGAAGAAGAUGUGCAGAGGAUAACAUCUGGCAGUAAAACAAAGACUCAGAUCACGUGGCCAAAAUUAGGCACUCUGCUCUGUACCAGUCCCCUGGAGAAGUUUGGACCCCCUGGCCCUCAGAAAGUCACAAAGCUCCCAGAUUUCCACAAAGUCUUGGAGACUUCCUGGAAAGAUCUAAACCAGACGUCCGAUUCUAAAAAUGUGGCGGAAGAGAUCAGUCCUUUCCAGCUAGAGCUGCUGGCCCUCAUGGGUUCCUACAAGGAUCUAUACUACCCAGAGACCUGUCAUCUGACUAAGCACCCUCAGGUGCGCAGUGCAUACUGUCUACAUGUGCUUAACCAUGUACUGAAAGCCAACUCCCAGGUCCUUGCUCACAAUGCUCAGUUAAGAGAGCCAAAGACUCGGGCUAAACCCGGAGCUGAGCCACAGGACGAACCCAGAGACCAAGGUCUGACCCGGCCCAAGGUGCUGAUUCUGGUGCCGUUCCGAAGCGGAGCUCUGCGAGUCGUUCAAACGUUCAUCAGCCUGCUGGAAACCAAAGGCAAGAAGAUCGUGGUCAGUAAUAAGAAGAGGUUCAAAGAAGAGUUUGGGGAGGAUGCGGAUGAAGAGCCGCCCAAAACGCAGAGACCGGAUGACUACCGCGCCAUCUUCUCAGGCAAUGUUGACGAUCACUUCAAGAUAGGUGUCUCCAUUGUAAGGAGCAGUGUGCGACUAUACGCCCCCUUCUACUCGUCAGACAUCAUCGUUACGUCUCCCCUGGGCCUGCGAACAGUGCUGGGAGCAGAGGGAGAAAGUCAGAGAGACUUCGACUUCCUCUCCUCCAUUGAGAUGCUGGUGAUGGACCAGGCAGACGUCUUCCUCAUGCAGAACUGGGAGCACAUCCUGCAUUUGAUGAAGCACAUGAACCUCCAGCCGCUGGACUCCCACGACGUGGACUUCUCCAGGGUGAGAAUGUGGAGCCUGAACAACUGGUCCAAACACUACAGGCAGACGCUGGUGUUCAGCUCCAUCCAGGAGCCGCAGAUCAACAACAUCCUGACCAAACACUGCGCCAACUACCGGGGACAGAUUGUCACUAAGAACAUGCCCAAAACAGGUUCCAUCUGUCAGGUGAUGGUUCAGCUGCCACAUGUGUUUCAAAUGUUCCCCUCCGACAGCUUCAUGGACCACGAUGCCCGAUUUCAGUUCUUUUUAGAUAAAGUGCUGCCUCAGUACAGGGACUCAGUUAUGUCCCACACUCUGAUCUACAUCCCCUCUUACUUCGACUAUGUCCGCCUGCGUAACUACAUGAAGAAAGAGGAGAUCAACUUUGCCAGCAUCUGCGAGUACACCACCAAAUCAGAGGUGUCCCGAGCCAGGCACUUCUUCCAGAACGGGGAGAGACAGUUCGUGCUCUUUACUGAACGCUUCCACUUCUACAAGAGGUACACUAUCAAAGGGAUCCGCAACCUCAUAUUCUAUGGAUUGCCCUCCUUCCCCCACUUCUACAGCGAGGUGUGUAACAUGCUGGCAUCGGACGUUCAGGGAGAAGCGAGCAGCUGGACCUGCACUGCCCUCUACUCGCGUUACGAUGCUCACAAACUGGCUGCCAUCAGCGGGGCGCAGCGAGCCGGACAGAUGCUGCACUCCAACAAGACUGUUCACCUCUUUGUUACAGGAGGGGAAGAUAAAGCCUGCUGAUGGAGCCGGACAGAUAAAAGAGGGACCACCAGGCUAAAACCAUAGUACAUAUCGACUGUACAUGUUAAAUCUUAUCAGGUUUAUACCAUUACACCAGGGCUCUGUUCAUAUCUGGUAUCAACAUGUGUCUUUGGUGAUCUGAAGUGGACAGCUCUUAGUACAUCAGUUCAAAGGUGGUUUUACAAUUUGUCCCCACAUGCAUCUCCAGUGAUCACUUAAUCUGCUUUCAGACAUUCACUGAAUGUGAAAGACAAACUGUGGACAACGUCCGGACCCAAAUCUCCAGUGUUACUAAUAAAAGUAGAUAAUUUCUGUUUACAAAGACCAACUCUUGUCUUUAACUGGUCAGAUGCAGCAAUGCACCUCUUAUGCUGAGGCUGCUGGAAUGGAAGAGAAGAAGAAGACAUCCAAACAGUACACAGUGUGUCUCUUCCAUGGUGUUUUCCAGUGAAACCAAAUUGCUCCAAGUUCUUGUGUUCGUGUGUGCCCUCAUAAUUGAUGAUGACAUGGAGUAAGCCAGUUUGCACCAUUUGUGCAGCUUGUGUUGUGACCACAUGUGGCUCAGACCAGCUCCGAAUGUGGUCCGAGGAAUUGGAUGUCAACACGUCCUCGGUGCAACGUCAGUGGAUUCACACUUGUAAUUAGAGCUACCCACAUGUUAUUAAAUUCCCAGGUAUGAACAAGGCCUGUGACGACCGUAGAUCAGGUGUUGACGUCAGGUCUGUUUUAGAGGUUUGCUGUGGGAAGCAUAACUGGAUCAGUCCUUGAGAAGAUUCACUCUUAUGUCAUGAACUCUCACACACAUACACGCUUGAACACCUUUAGCUGGAAAACUGUCAUUAAGUUACAAAGUGACAAGAUCGUAAAAUACCAGUGGUUUGUAGAUCAGGUUGCAGGUGAUCGCUGUGAUAAACACCAUUAGCUAUUUGGAUGUGUGUUUUCAGAUUCAACAUAUAGAAUAAAUAUUUGACUGUUCAUAUAUAAUGUAAAAUAUGUAAUUUCUUUUAUUACAUAAGUGUUUUGUAACAAUACCUGUCCCUGCUGAAAUAAUGACCAGUCUGUUUUCAUGGUCGUUACUAUGAAGGCCAACCCAAUAUAAAACUGCUUGAAAUGAC
This is a messenger RNA of Pleuronectes platessa (European plaice), 3435 nucleotides long. RefSeq names its product UTP25 small subunit processor component (gene utp25). NCBI's taxonomy places the organism in Eukaryota, Metazoa, Chordata, Actinopteri, Pleuronectiformes, Pleuronectidae. The transcript has 12 exons. Gene Ontology annotation, cellular component: small-subunit processome; nucleolus. Gene Ontology annotation, biological process: maturation of SSU-rRNA from tricistronic rRNA transcript (SSU-rRNA, 5.8S rRNA, LSU-rRNA). The record is from RefSeq and is a predicted model, not a curated record. Gene Ontology annotation, molecular function: rRNA binding; U3 snoRNA binding. Bases 44 to 2320 code for a protein of 758 amino acids.